UGCCGGAAAAGAGCGAGUCGGUGGUUUCCAUAGUGAUGGAGGAGCACGGGCAGGAAAUUUAAAGGCGCUGGAUCCUCGCGAAGCAGACAAGCUGGUGCCAACGUGCGUGGCGGCGGCUGCUGUUGCGGCGGCGGCGGCUGCUGCUGCUUUUGCAGGCUUUUGCAAAGAGAAACGGGAGCCGGGGGGAAAGUUUGCAGAAGAAGCUUCUGCUGAGUGACACCGCGCAACCAACUCGGGAGCCAGAGGAACAAUUGCACCGAGCUGGACGAGGCGUCAGGUCUCCGGAACGCGACGGUUUGCUUUGGCUUGGUGGCGUGUGCUUUUCUUAUUUAUUUUAUUUUUCCCUCUUUUUGCAUAUACUCACCCGAGGCGUUUGCACGCGCCGAAUUGCUCCGCGGGGCUGAGCGUGGCGCAUCCCCAGGGCGACCCCCUACUUCUUUCCCACGACGUCUUGCUCGGAUCCCCGCGGCGUCCCUUGCGCGCUUCUCCCGAUGCCUUUUUUGCUCGGCCUGGCCGCCCGGUGAGCCUCCCUCGUUCCCUUCCGUCCCUCCCCCGUCGAGGAUGGAUCAUUCCCAGUGGCUCGUGACUAUUUACGCCUUGGUAGUUCUCCUGGGGCUCCGUCUGGAGCGAGGCGCUUGCCAGCACUACCUGCACAUCCGCCCUGCUCCGAGCGACAACUUGCCCCUGGUGGAUCUAAUCGAGCACCCGGACCCUAUCUUCGACCCCAAGGAGAAGGACCUAAACGACACGCUCCUGCGCAACCUCCUGGGCACCCAUUUCGACGCCAACUUCAUGGCGGUCUCCCUGGCCGACGAUCGCCUGGGAGGGGACGACCUGGCCGAGCUGGACCUGCUGCUGAGGCAGAGGCCGUCGGGGGCCAUGCCCAGCGAGAUCAAGAGCCUGGAGUUUUACGACGGUGGCCUGCAGGCCAGCAAGAAGCACCGGCUGAGCAAGAAGCUUCGCCGGAAGCUGCAGCUGUGGCUAUGGUCGCAGACCUUCUGCCCGGUCCUCUACACGUGGAACGACCUGGGCAGCCGCUUCUGGCCCCGCUACGUCAAAGUGGGCAGCUGCUUCAGCAAGAGGUCGUGCUCCGUCCCCGAAGGGAUGGUCUGCAAGCCGGCCAAGUCGGUGCAUCUGACCAUCUUGAGGUGGAGGUGCCAGCGCCGGGGCGGGCAACGCUGCACGUGGAUCCCCAUUCAGUACCCUAUCAUAGCCGAGUGCAAAUGCUCCUGCUAGUGGACUUGGGGGGGGACUGGGAAGGGAGCUGCCUGCGCGGUGCACUUAAUUCCCAUCCUCACCCCUUUAAAAAAAAAAAAAAA
Molecule: messenger RNA, 1319 nt
Organism: Lacerta agilis (Sand lizard)
Lineage: Eukaryota; Metazoa; Chordata; Lepidosauria; Squamata; Lacertidae
Gene: NOG
Product: noggin
Exons: 1
Coding region: 562-1236 (224 amino acids)
Biological process (GO): negative regulation of BMP signaling pathway; negative regulation of cell differentiation; osteoblast differentiation
Source: RefSeq, a predicted model, not a curated record